GGUCGGAGGGAGCUGUCGACGCCGCUCCGCCAGGUGCCCGUGACGCCCCAGACGGCCUCGGAGCUGGUGCGGCUAGCGCUGCGGCCGGCCGACGCCGACUCGGACGCCGACAGCGACGUCGGCGACGAGCACGACGAGCACCUGUCGGAGUCGCUGCUGGAGCGGCUCGAGCAGUGCGAGCUGUUCGAGCUCACCACCGCCGAGCGGCUCGAGGUGCUGCGCGUGCUCGUGCACCGGCUGCUCGACACCGAUUCUCUGGCCGACCGGCACCGCGAGCUCUGCCUGCGCAGGGACGCCAUCGCGCGCGACCUGAAGGCCCAGCGCAAGGAGGAGGAGGCGGCGGCGACGGCGGCCGCGGCCCCCCAGCCGGCCGCCGCCGCAGCCGGCGCCGAGGCCGGCCACCCGGAGAGCCCGGCGCCGGCAGCGCCGCCGGCCGACGGCGCCGACACCUCCAUCGGAGACGGAGACGACCUCGCCUCGAGAACCAAACGGUCCCGGAGAAACCUGGAGCAGGCGCGCCGCGAACGCGAGGAGCGCGAGCGAGAGAAACGGGAGAGGCGUGAGAAGGAGCUGGAGGCGGAGCGGAAGGCGCUGGCCGAGGCGGCGCUGGCGCGCGAGUACCAGUCACUGAAGGCGGAGGCGGCGCGCGUGCUGCGCCGGGCGCCACUCGGCCGGGACCGGCACCACCGGCGCUACUGGCUGCUGGACAGCCUGCCGGACGGUCUGUACGUGGAGGCCGGCUGGGCGGACCGCCAGACCACCGAGUACCGCGUGCAGCCGGCCACCGACCACCACACGUCCUCUGACGAGGACGACCAGCCGCUCACCGUCGUACAGCGGCGCAGCCUGCUCGAAAAGGACCAGACGACGGUGCCGGAGCCGGCCGAGAACCGCUGGUUCUGCUAUACCACCCUGCCGGAGCUGGAGCAGCUCCGCGCCGCCCUGGCGCUCAAGGGCGAGCGCGAGGCGGCGCUGCGCGAGGCGCUGGCGGCUCACGACGAGCGGCUGCGCACCGCGCUGGCGGCCAAACCUGAACCAGUACCUGAAAAGACGAGUUUGACGGAGGCCACACCUUCCGCCGAGCCUGCGAAGAAUACUCGAACGACCCCCACCAAGCCGGAAACGUCUGCUGAAACAGGCGACGUCGAGGCGGGUGCGGUCAAGGCCCCGGCCGAGGCCGGCGUUGAUUCUGACAACAAGACGGAUGUGAAGGUGGAGGCGGACGCGAAUGCCAACACAGAGUCUGUCCGGGAAAGCAGAACGGAGCCCGAUGAGCCCAGGCCCCGGACGGACCCGGAGCCGGAGGCGGAGGCCCGGGUGGACUCCGGGGCGGCCGGCAGCGCCGGAGCGGCGGCGGCGGCUGACCAGGAGGAGGCCGGCGGCUACCAGUUCCUCAUCUCCACGCUGAAGGAGGACAUUCUGGGCAUCGAGGAGGAGCUGUCGGCCGGCUGGCUGGGCGCCGUGCCCGAGCCGGCCGAGUGGGCCGAGCGUGUGCUGGCGGCCGAGACGGCCGACCGGCUGGGCGCCGCCGUGCUCGAGUGCGAGCGCCACAUCCGGCGCGACGUGCUGCAGGGUCCGCUGGCGGCCGGCGGCCAGCGCUGGGCGGACGCCGUGCGCGCCUGCCGCACUCUCUCCCGGCUGCACGUGCUGGUCGGCCUGCUGGACUCGGCCAUCCGCUGGGACCUCUCCACCGCACAAAAGAAAUGCCGCGUGUGCCGGCGGCGUGGCGAGGGCGCGGUGGCGCUGUGCGCCGUCUGUAAGCAGCUCUACCACUGCAACUGCCUGCGGCCGGCGCUGCUCGAGGUGCCCGGCGCCGAGUGGCAGUGCUACGGCUGCCGGCCGGUGCCGCCGACGCCGCGCCACGGCCGCCGACAGCGCGCCCGCAGAUACGUCGACGACGAGCCGCUCUACGAGGCAUAA
Messenger RNA from Amphibalanus amphitrite, 1920 nucleotides. RefSeq names its product tyrosine-protein kinase BAZ1B-like. The record is from RefSeq and is a predicted model, not a curated record. Gene Ontology annotation, biological process: chromatin remodeling. Gene Ontology annotation, molecular function: histone H2AXY142 kinase activity. The annotation marks the transcript as partial. Gene Ontology annotation, cellular component: WICH complex. Lineage: Eukaryota; Metazoa; Arthropoda; Thecostraca; Balanomorpha; Balanidae. The transcript has 7 exons.